UCAUCUUCGGCCCUUUUUUUGUGUUUUUUUCGUCUCGUUUUCUUUGCCAACCCGUGCUUUGGUUUAGAUCAAGCUUUUUUUUCAUCUGGCUUUUCGUCUUUGGGUUUUGUGGAUUUGUUGCGUUUUUUUUUUGUGAUUUUCUAGCGUUUUGAUACCCCAUCGGAGGAAAAGUUCUGAUUUUUAAUUGGUUUUUUGGCAGAAAGGGGAAAGUUUAGGGUUGAUGGUCCGUUGCUCACAUUUCUUAGAUCUGUUGUGAUUUUGCUGGAUUGAGGCUGUCGAGCUAGGGUUUAGAUUGAUUUUCCCUGAAUUAUGCGAACCUCAUGGGCUGAUUCGGUCGCGAACGCCGAGAGCUCGGCGGCCGCUACCGGUUCUUCUGCUAGCAACGCCACCGCUGCUGCUCCUCGUCACGCUCGCAGUACCUACGUCCCGCCUCAUCUCCGCAACCGCCCGUCGUCGUCCGAGCCCCCGGCCUCAGCCCCUGUUGAUGCCCCCUCGGUUGCCGAUGCCCCCUCGGCUGCCUUGCGGUCGUCCGGCUAUGGUGGGCCUGCUUGUGGGAACCGCUGGGGUGGGGGACCCGUCCGUGAUUUGGGCCGUCCUGGGUUUGCUGGAAGCCGUGGAGGGGGUGGUUGGAAUUCGAGAACUGGUGGAUGGGAUCGAAGGGAGCGGGAGGUGAAUCCCUUUGCAAAUGAUGACGAAACAGCUGAGGAUUCAUUUGAUGGUCAGGAGAAUAGUGGCAUCAAUUUUGAUGCAUACGAGGACAUCCCUGUUGAGACGAGUGGCGAGAAUGUACCACCGCCUGUGAAUACAUUUGCUGAGAUUGAUUUAGGGAAUGCACUGAAUGAGAACAUAAGGAGGUGCAAGUACGUGAAGCCGACGCCAGUCCAGCGCCAUGCAAUCCCAAUCUCCCUUGGGGGGCGGGACCUGAUGGCCUGUGCUCAGACAGGGUCAGGAAAGACGGCAGCUUUCUGCUUCCCGAUAAUUAGUGGGAUCAUGACGGGGCCACCUGCGCAGAGGCCGCGCGGUGCAAGGACGGUUUACCCUCUUGCUCUGAUUUUGUCACCUACUAGGGAGCUCUCGGUCCAAAUACAUGAGGAGGCUAGAAAGUUUGCCUACCAGACUGGAGUUAGGGUCGUUGUUGCUUAUGGAGGAGCACCAAUCAAUCAGCAGUUGCGGGAUCUGGAGAGGGGUGUCGAAAUUCUUGUGGCAACUCCUGGUCGUUUGGUUGAUUUGUUGGAGAGGGCUAGAGUUUCAUUACAGAUGAUCAGAUAUUUGGCCUUAGAUGAGGCUGAUAGAAUGCUUGACAUGGGUUUUGAGCCACAGAUUCGAAAGAUUGUUGAACAAAUGGACAUGCCCCCACGAGGUGUAAGACAGACCAUGCUGUUCAGUGCCACAUUUCCCAAGGAGAUACAGAGAUUGGCUUCUGAUUUCCUUUCCAGCUACAUCUUUCUUGCUGUUGGAAGGGUUGGUUCCAGUACUGAUUUGAUUCUACAGAGAGUUGAAUAUGUUCUUGAAUCAGACAAAAGAAGCCACCUUAUGGACCUUCUUCAUGCCCAAAGAGCUAAUGGUGUUCAUGGAAAGCAAGCUUUGACUUUGGUCUUUGUAGAGACGAAGAAAGGAGCUGAUUCACUGGAACACUGGUUGUGUAUGAAUGGAUUCCCUGCAACCACUAUUCAUGGGGAUAGAACGCAGCAGGAAAGAGAAUAUGCACUGAGAUCCUUUAAGAGUGGUGCAACUCCAAUCUUAGUGGCAACAGAUGUUGCAGCACGUGGGCUUGACAUCCCCCAUGUGGCACAUGUUGUCAAUUUUGACCUUCCAAAUGACAUCGAUGACUACGUGCACCGUAUUGGAAGGACAGGGAGAGCUGGAAAGAGUGGUCUGGCCACUGCCUUCUUUAAUGAUGGCAACUUAAACCUCGCAAGACCGCUGUCCGAGCUUAUGCAGGAAUCAAACCAGGAGGUGCCUGCAUGGCUUUCCCGCUAUGCUGCUCGUUCUUCCUAUGGUGGUGGUGGUAGAAACCGUCGAUCUGGUGGUGGUGCUCGCUUUGGCGGUCGGGACUUCCGACGGGAUUCCUCCUUUAGCAGGGGUGGAGGAGGUGGUGACUACUAUGGUGGUGGUGGUGGUGGUGGUGGUGGUGGUGGUGGGUAUGGUGGAGGGGGAUAUGGGGCUGCAUCUCCAGGGUAUGGGGGUGGCUAUGGUGGUCCAGGGGUAACUAGUGCUUGGGACUAACAUAUCCCCAUUGUCUCAAACUACUUAAAGUUCUAUUGCCCCAUGUUUUCUAGAAUAUAAUUUUGAUAGGGCUGCACACUUGCAGGGUUAAACGCUGGGUCAUUGUCCCUUUUUUGGUCUUCUGUUCGUUCAGUAGUCUCUCUUCUUAUUGGUUCCCCAUCAUUGGGUGUGUUAUCUGGCAUUCUGGAUGGUUAAUAUGUGAUGGUGGCUAACUUCUAGGUCUUGGUGGGCUCUGUUUAAUUUUUUUUCUUUCUUUUUCUACUUAUCUUUUUCUUGUUGGGUUGGGUGUAAUUUUGGUGGAGGGUUGUAGAAUGUGUUUAGGGUGGGAGGAGCGCCUUUUUGGGGGCUCAUUUGUUUCAUCUUAUAGCAUGUUCUUUUAGACCUGAAUUAAUGGUGGGGGAGUAGACAAGAUCUAGGCUUUUGCUUUCCAUGUUUUUAUUUCGUGUUCUUCUUGUAAAUUUCUGAGAGAUUAACUGAAAUAAAUAUGCCGGGAAGGGAGAAAAGGGGAUAGGAUGUCAAAUCUUAAUGGAAACAGAGUAGCGUCCUUUACGAUAAUCAGAUAUUGUUAUUGGAACAGAUACUGAAAUAUAUUUUGUUUUCCAUCUUUCAUUC
This is a messenger RNA of Phoenix dactylifera (date palm), 2838 nucleotides long. The record is from RefSeq and is a predicted model, not a curated record. NCBI's taxonomy places the organism in Eukaryota, Viridiplantae, Streptophyta, Magnoliopsida, Arecales, Arecaceae.